Molecule: messenger RNA, 2698 nt
Organism: Syngnathus typhle (broad-nosed pipefish)
Lineage: Eukaryota; Metazoa; Chordata; Actinopteri; Syngnathiformes; Syngnathidae
Gene: cyld2
Product: cylindromatosis (turban tumor syndrome), b
Exons: 14
Coding region: 198-2318 (706 amino acids)
Biological process (GO): protein K63-linked deubiquitination
Cellular component (GO): cytosol
Molecular function (GO): K63-linked deubiquitinase activity; cysteine-type deubiquitinase activity
Source: RefSeq, a predicted model, not a curated record
CAAGUGGGCGUGACCGCGCAAAGGAGACUCUCACUCACUUAAAUACCUCGUCAAAAAGUGCUAUUGGACAUGUUUUCGAAUUUCAAAUAGUCGGAUAGUCUCCGAGUUGUCGUUGAGUUGUUGGCGGGUGGCGGCGCGUCUCUCUCCCGAAGGAAAAUCUAGAUUUACUGUGUAAAACGCCUGCUAGACUUACUUCAAUGGAGACCAUCCCGUUGUUAAAAGAGAAGUUCUUCAUCGUCACACGUGGGAAGUCGUGGAAAGGCUUCUACCGGGGAUGCAUUGGUCGGGUGGAAUCGGAGACGCAACGCGGGGAGCUGAUGGGGCUUCUCUACUCCGGGGGGUCAAACGCGGGGGGACCCAAGAAGGGAGGCGUCGUGCGGAAGGAGGACACUUACCCCCUGAGCCGCCACCAAGCUCAGCUCCUGUUCUUCAUCUCCUCCGUGAACAAACGCCUGGAACUGCUGUGCAACCCGCAGCUGUUCUCGGCCAUCUGUGAGCUGACUGUGGAUGACCUGGUGGUGGUGAAGCACAGGAAGGGCCAUCAACCGGGAGUGGUGAAGAACCUGAUGCAGAUUGGGAAGAAGGAAAACAAAGACGAUCUGCAGAUGCUGGGAUUUGAAGUGGAAUUUGUGGACAAUGCUCCUGCUUCACUAUCCAAAAAGCCUGCUCAUAUGCCCCUGUUCAGUGCUGCAGACAUUAUCCAGGUGGUCCCAUCUUAUUCCAUCCCCCUGGGACUCAACUCUAAUCCUGGCCAACAUGGUGGCACGAACAAAAAGGUGCUGCGCAUGAACUCCAUGCCAAUUCUUAGAUCUCAUGGACAAAUGAAAGAAAAACGUACAGAGCAGAGAAGCAGCAUCAACACAUCAUGUGCACCUUUGGAGGUGGGGUCCAUGGUGGAGGUUGUGUCCAACACAGGGGUCACAGUUUAUGGGGUUGUGAGGUGGCUGGGUGUCCUUGAAGGAAAAAACUCCGAAUGGGCUGGACUCGAAUUGGACUACGAUGUGAACGGUUGUUCUGAUGGGACUUACAAAGGCCAGCGAUUUUUCACUUGCAAAAUUAGCAGGGCUUUAUUUGUUCCUGUUACUAAAUGCAACCCCGAUAGCAGGUUUGUCUGCUCCUUCACAGCAAGUGACACCGACAGCCAAGCAGAAAUACCUUCAGUUCCUCCAUAUGUGGACUCUGAGGAGUAUGUGGCACCCAUUGCUGAAUCGGAGGUCAUGUCUUUGUUAGUGGGAAGAAUGAAAGGGAUCCAAGGCCACAUCAACUCAUGUUAUCUGGACGCCACACUUUUCAGUUUGUUCAGUUCCUCCGUGACCCUGGAUAAUAUCUGCCGUUGGCCUGCAGACACUGUGCAGCCGAUUGCUUCUACACUGAGAAAAAUAGUCAACCGUUUACGCAGACAAGGCUUCGUACCUGCUGCCAGUGUGAUGAAUUUCCGCAAUCAGCUUGGCUGUGACACAUUUCGAACAGACGAAAAAGACCCAGAGGAAUUCAUCACAAUUCUCUUCCAGAAGGUUCUUGGGAUUGAGCCGCUGCUUAAACUCAGGUCGAGAAGUGAAAGUUAUCAAGGGGCUUACACAUUCCAGAUCUUUCUGGAAAAGGAGCAAAUGGCACAGAUACCCACCGUGCAACAGCUGAUGGACACUUCCUGCCUGUCAUCCGAUGUCAAGUUUGAAGAGAUGCCAUCCUGUCUGAUAGUUCAGAUGCCAAGGUUUGGAAACAAAUUUAAAAUGUUCUCUCACAUCAUUCCAUCCAUGGAGCUGGACAUCGCCGACCUACUUUACAACUCACCCAGGCAAUGUUUUAUCUGUGGGGAACUGGCAGAGCACGAGUGUCUCCAGUGUCUGCCAGAUCAAAAACUGCAUCCAGGAAGAAUUAAACAAUACUGCACAACCUGCAACACACAGGUGCACAGGCAUCCCUCGCGCCUGGGGCAUAGCCCAAAACCUUUGGCGGUUCCAGCUGAGGUAUCCGCAGCUUCCCCUGCAGCUCGGCACACCUUGCAGCUGUUUGCCGUGCUUUGCAUUCACACCAGUCACUACGUGGCCUUUGUCAAAUACGGUUCUGACCCACACUCCUGGCUCUUCUUUGACAGCAUGGCAGACAGAUGGGGUGAUGAUCAAAGGGGCUACAACAUCCCAGAGAUCCGAGCUUGUCCAGAGUUGGGUGACUUUUUGUCCAUGUCUGAGGAGGAGCAAGCACGGGCCAACCCUUCGUGUGCUCCCGAGCUUGUACGCAGGCUGCUGUGUGACUCCUACAUGUUUUUAUACCAGAAGCCAGCAAUGACUCUUUCUAGUACAAAUCAUCAGGAGCCUUAAAUGUAUGACGACAAGGACACAGUGUUCUUGCAAGAGUGGCUUAAUAAUACAUUUGCACUUUAUCAACCAGAUUUUUCAUUAUUGAAUACAAACAGUAGUCAGUGAUGUUUUUUUUUUUUUUUACAUACCUUAUAAUGCAGUAAUAUCGGAAGGAAAUGCUACGGUAGCUCACUACAAUUUUCCUUUACAUACUCAGACAUGAGAGGAGUAAAACGAACGUUUUUUUUAAUUAGACAUUUCUAUUGCUUUACUUUAUUGUUUUCCUUUUGUCAUGAAUACUGGGUAUUUAUGGUAAGAUUUAGAAUGUCACAUAUAAAUGCUUUUUCUUUUUAUUUCAUGCAAUAAAUCUAUUCAAGCACUUGGGGUAGACCUAAAAGGUA